This is a messenger RNA of Caenorhabditis bovis, 1743 nucleotides long. Lineage: Eukaryota; Metazoa; Nematoda; Chromadorea; Rhabditida; Rhabditidae. The record is from the annotation of a GenBank genome assembly.
AUGUGGUCCGAUGACGUCAACAUGGAGGACGAUGAGCCGCUUCAAAUGACACCCGAACAAGAAGCCGAAGAGGAUAUGUGCCAAGACCAAUCAAGCAGUAAUUACGAUUCGGAGUUGUCGAAUAACGCGCAGGACAAAUUAUCAAGAAAACUGGACCUUCAACAUGAUUUAACGGCGUCGCCGUCGAGGCCGACGAAUCCCGACGUCGAGCAUUGGAUCGAACUGUUUCGGAGUAUACCGCAACGCGAUCAAAUCGAAGCGCUGACGAGAUUGAUACAGGAGACGAGCAUGGACAACAUUCGACAUUUGAAGCAUUUAAUAGAGCCGCAUUUUCAACGCGAUUUUCUUUCGUGCCUUCCAUUGGAGUUGGGCGUCAAAAUUCUGACGAACAUGGCCGGCUCGGACAUCAUCAAAUUGGCGGGCGUCUCGCAUAAUUGGAAAAUGAUCACCGAACUCGACCUUAUUUGGCGCCGACUUUGCGAUACGAGCUUAUUGAAUUUGCCGCCGCCGACAAAUCGCGUUGAAGGCGCCUGGGAGAAUACCGCGAUCAGCGCCACCGUCGACAUACCCGAUCAUAUGUCAACUGCCGAUUUUCAGCAAUAUCGAACGUUUAAAAUGAUGCACAAACAGGGGCCAAUCUUCGAACGCGCGCCGGACAAGGCGAAAUACAUGCGAUCGGUUCGAAUCGCGCGCAAUUGGCGCGAGAACUCGAUUCACGGCAGCUGUAUUCUACGCGGACACGAGGAUCACGUGAUCACGUGUAUGCAGAUUCACGACGAUCUUCUUGUGACCGGAUCCGACGACAACACGCUGAAAGUGUGGAGCAUUGAUCGCGGAGUGUGCCUUUUUACACUAACCGGGCACACCGGAGGGGUGUGGACUUCUCAAAUAUCCUCAUGCGGACGGUUUAUAGUUAGCGGAUCGACGGAUCGCUCGGUGAAAGUUUGGAGCACUGCUGAUGGCUCAUUACUCAACACACUACAAGGACAUACUAGCACAGUGAGAUGUAUGGCGAUAUGUGGAGUCACGCUUGUGACCGGCUCGCGCGACACGACAUUACGCAUCUGGGAUGCCGAAAAGGGCCAUUGUCACGGUGUGCUCGUCGGCCAUCAGGCGGCGGUGCGUUGCGUUCAAUUCGACGGUCACGUCGUCGUUUCGGGCGGCUACGACUUCACGGUGAAAGUGUGGAGCGCGCGGACCGGAUUGUGCAUGAAGACGCUCAUCGGACACGCGAAUCGCAUUUAUUCGCUUUUGUACGAUCGUGAGAAGGGCAUUGUCGCCUCUGGCUCACUGGACACCACAAUUCGCGUUUGGGACCUUCGACGGCAAGAUGGCGAGGAGUGCAUCGCGGUGCUUCAAGGCCACACAUCGCUGACGUCUGGAAUGCAGCUGAAAGGCCACUUUUUGGUGUCGUGCAACGCCGACAGUCAUGUUCGGGUUUGGGACAUGCGCGACGGAAAAUGCGUUUUCCAUUUGAAUGGACAUCGAUCGGCGAUCACAUCCCUUCAAUUCUUUGGCGAAGACACGAUAGUGACAAGCAGCGAUGAUGGCACCGUCAAACUUUGGGACAUUAAGAAAGGUGUCCACAUUCGCGAUUUGGUGAAAUUGAGCUCCGGCGGAAGCGGCGGCUGCAUAUGGCGAAUGUGUUCGACGCCGACGCUGCUCGCGUGCGCCGUCGGCUCGCGCAACAACACCGAAGAGACGAAAGUGAUCCUUUUGGACUUUGAUUCGGUUUACCCGUGA